GCCUUCCCCCAUCACUGCCCUCCUGGGGCCGAGCUACUGUGUGCAGGGACCACCCUGGGGGUGGCCCUAAGUCAGGAUAGCUCCACUCCUUGGACUUGACCCUUCAGAGCCCCCAGGUCAGUAUGUUCCUCUGCUCCAAGGGAUGUGCCCUGUGCCAUCCCUGGCCACUUGGAUCCAUUCUCUAAGUUUUAUCACAGAAGCCUUCUUUCUUUCUGAUUGUUUUGCCAUGAUUCUACCAGCUUUUACAUUUUGCUGUACAGCACCCCCUUCCUCAUUUUAGCCAGAGUUAGACCUCCUCCCACUGAGACAUUGAUAUGAUGCUACUUCUCCAUGGUGGAAAUCCUCCCUUUCCCCACACCAUGAGCCCUCAGGCUACUCGGUAGCCUUUUGUAGUUUAUAGAAAGUGUAAUUGUGGAUGCCAAGGGAUUUAUUCUUAUGGCUGGGAUGAGGCAUUUGGCCGCGUUUUCUUCUGUAUUCUGUUGUCCAAUUAGUGGAACAGUUAAACGGCAGGGCCAGGAACUUGCAGUGCUUGUACCGCUUGGGGCGCCCUCCCUUCCCGGAGCCUGGGGAUCCGACGGGCCCGCCCGGGCACAGGCCCUCCCUGCCCUGACUCUGCUAGUGUUCCCCAGACUUACUGGCCAGGUAUCCAGGUGGUCGUCCUGUCCUAGGGGUGGCCUAUUCCCCCCACUCCCGCCGUGCCCCUAGAGCUCGACACAGCCCUGCGGCAUACACGGAAGUGGCAAUGGUGAAGGUAUGCUACAGACACUAAGACACUAUGGCACUUAAUCCUCACAAGCAUGGGCUUCGGCAGGGCCGCGGAACGCACCGCGCUCUCGACUGACGUAAAAGAAACGCGACGCGUCGCUGUGGCCGGCGGCGGGCGGGGCGCCGGCGAGAUGGAGCGUUACUCCGCCGCCUUCGAGGAGGCGGCGGACGGGGCCCGGCAGCAGGAGCGACAUUAUCAGCUGCUGUCGGCGCUGCAGAGCCUGGUCAAGGAGCUUCCCAGCUCCUUCCAGCAGCGCCUGUCCUACACCACGCUCAGCGACCUGGCCCUGGCGCUUCUCGACGGCACCGUUUUCGAGAUUGUGCAGGGGCUGCUGGAGAUCCAGCACCUCACCGAGAAGAGCCUGUACAACCAGCGCCUGCGGCUGCAGAACGACCACCGAGUGCUCAGACAGGCGCUGCGGCAGAAGCACGAGGAAGCCCAGCAGGCCUGCCGGCCCCAUAACCUGCCCGUGCUCCAGGCGGCUCAGCAGCGCGAGCUGGAGGCAGUGGAACAUCGGAUCCGUGAGGAGCAGCGAACAAUGGAUGAGAAGAUCGUCCUGGAGCUGGACCGGAAGGUGGCAGACCAGCAGAGCACGCUGGAGAAGGCGGGUGUCACCGGCUUCUACGUCACCACCAACCCACAGGAGCUGACGCUGCAGAUGAACCUGCUGGAACUAAUCCGGAAGCUGCAGCAGAGGGGCUGCCAGGUGGGGAAGGCAGCCCUGUGACCAGGUGGGGUCCCCACCAGUCAACCACUGCCCAGCCUGGCUGGGAGGGCAGCAUUGAGCUGGGUGGAGCUCAUCUUCCUGGCAUCUGGUCACCUUCCCAACUUGGCUGUGCCUGCCACCCACCUUUGCCUGGGUUUUUGUGUCCAAAUGCUAGGAUGGUGGAUAAAGGGGAGAGUGGGCCCAGCCUGUUUGCUGUCUGCCCCAGGGCUGAGUGGAGGCUGGAGGUUCUAGCACCUUCUCACUCCACUGGGUAUUUUCCUGACCUUGCCCAAGCACACCAGGCUUCGUUCUUGUUCUGGUCUUGGCCCCUCCAUUGGCAGCUGCAGCCCUGCAUGCAAGAUGUUCUAAGGCCCCAGCCCUGUGUGCCCCAGAAGAAUAAAGACU
This is a messenger RNA of Trichechus manatus latirostris (Florida manatee), 1877 nucleotides long. Its product is annotated as protein DGCR6. Bases 798 to 1493 code for a protein of 231 amino acids. The record is from RefSeq and is a predicted model, not a curated record. Lineage: Eukaryota; Metazoa; Chordata; Mammalia; Sirenia; Trichechidae. The transcript is spliced from 6 exons.